Messenger RNA from Didymodactylos carnosus, 2663 nucleotides. The record is from the annotation of a GenBank genome assembly. NCBI's taxonomy places the organism in Eukaryota, Metazoa, Rotifera, Eurotatoria, Philodinida, Philodinidae.
AAAUCAUACUUUUCUGGACCACUAUCACCUCACAUUUUCAUUUUUCUCCAACUUUCUUUUUUAUGUUAUUCGUUAUAUUAUCAACCUGUAUUUUAUUUUACCCUUACAUACUCUAGUAUUCAGAGCUAGGCCUAUAAUGAUUUUUUUCGCAAGCCUUAUUUGGAAAGAAUCAAUAAAGAUACAACCUCUUUCAUCGAAAAGACUCUCAGAAGGCUACAGAACAUGUAAGUUUUUUCUAGUACUGUACAGCUCCAUUGUUCCACUACGAAUUAGUGCAUGCCCAUGCUUUUUGUCACAGAACUAUCGUUUGCGACGUACAUCAUGAAUGUACACCGGGCACUCAUGAAAGUCCGUCCUACGUCAGUUUUUAAGUGUUUAGAUCACAUGAAAACAUAGGGUAUGCCGAUGUUAGCCGUUAAUCAAUUCACCAGUUACCUGAUCUCUUGCUAUUUUUGAUGCACAAUUCCGAGCAAGUUGAGAUAACUAGACUAGGCCUCCAGUGUACUUCUUAUGCAGAAUAUUUGCAAUAGAUUAAACUUGAUAAAAAAAGAUUUUAAAACCUUCUCCAAGGCUUUGCUAGCUUGAUCACUAUUUUGAUCUUUUCUAACUUUCAGUCGCCCUAAAGGUUUAUGCACGAAAAAAAGCCAACACAAGUUAUUUUUGUCCAAAAGACAAUGGAUUUACCUGACUUUAUCCAUUGCUAUUAUCUGAAUUAAUACUUGCACAGAAGUCAAAAAAGCUUUGUUGCACACAUGGCUACCUUUCCAAUGGCUACCAAAACGUAUUAGUUCUCAUCAACGAUUAGAUGUUCGCAAAACUUUAAAAAGAAUUUAUAUUCUAAAAUGUAUAUUUUUUGUCUCUCGUUUAGAGUAGAAUCUAACUCAACCAAAAAUAACAUAAUCUCUCAUCUUACUUUUCCUACACCUACAUAUGUAGAUAUGUACAGAGUUAAGUUGUUUACUAUUGAUUCUAUUUAGCUCUCGUGCAACAUGAUGAUAUCAAAAAAGAAAUUAUUAAACAAGACGGUUUACAAUUAUUAUUUAAAUGUACAACAUUAGAAGCAACAAAUAUCGACAGUAAAGAUAAAAAUGUAAUUAUCAGAAGAUCCUUGACUACUCUAUGGAAAAUGGUAUGUAAUAAAGAUAUUGCUAGUGUCGUUAAAAUUUUACACGAAGAAUUUAUUGAAAAGUUAAAAUUAAUGACAAAUCCAACAGCUGCUAAUAUUUUAUGGGAGCUAGAAGGUAAAGCUAAGAUUCUUGAUGAAAAGCACCAUCAACACUCUCAAAUAGUUCAAAACAAAACGACAAAAAAGUAUGAUUUAAUGAUUAGUUAUUCUCAUGCUGAUAAAAUUAUCUGCCAUAAAUUAUAUGACUAUUUAACUCAAGAUAAAUAUAAAGUAUGGAUCGAUAAAACACAGAUGGGUGGUCGCAUUGAUGAAGCAAUCGCUGAUAGUAUUGAAAAUUCUCAUAUUAUUCUUAUGUGUAUGUCUGAUACCUAUAAAGAUAGUGCAUGGUGUCAAUCAGAAGCUACAUAUGCAAGAGAAAUAGGUACAAUACGUUUACCAUUAAAAUUACAAUCAAAACUUCAACGUGAGGGUUGGCUAGGUUUGUGAUCAUUAAUUAAGAACGUCGGGUAAACAAUUAUAUUUUCUCACUCUCGCCCCCUGGUCCAUCUUCGUCCGGUUUUGGGUACUCUGUCGUGCUUCAUUGAGCAUCCGACCAAUAAUAGUUUUUAAUUCCCCGUAGUUUAUUUUUUUCGCUACUGGUGCCUUAAACCUGCAAUUAUCCUACUCAUUUGAUCAGCUACUGUUCUUUUGGUGUCAAGAUAGAGCAGUGUGACUCAGUUGACUAGUGGAUAGACAACGUACUUCAAAGAUACGGAGUUCGAAUCCCGCCAACGGCAGUCGCGUGAUAGUCUUGGAUAACCUAUCUAAUGCUCAUUGUCUUAGUAUCUCUGAGCCCAGAUGCGAUGGUGUAAUCCGAUUUCAGCGGGCAUUGGACUGGAGAGAUGAAAUUGAAGUUUAAAAAAAGUUUGCCGUAUGUGUGUUAGAGAGUGCAUAAUGAUUUAUCGAAAGGAAUGACUAUAUCUCAUACAUUGGGGUGUUACUUCUAGAAGAAUCAUGCUGAAAACUCUUGGUGAGUGGGCAAAGGUGAUAAAUGGAAAUCAUCGCUGACCGUUUUGAGAAAUAUGCGCAGAUUGAGGAACCGAAGUAAAUUCAUCCCCAUUGCGUUCUAUCGCCAUUUCACACAUCGCUCAUUUUUUUGCUCACCUUAUACAACAAUAGAGCAAAGAAAGAAGCGGUGAUGAGAUCAGAUCAGGAACCGUUUGUAACUGACAAAUGAUGAGCACCAAAAAAGGAUAGGUUAAACAAAAUCCGUUCAUGAAAUAUGCUCAGUUAUGUAGCAGUUACACAGAUUUACCAAUUCACUAGUGAAGAAAAGCAAUUAUCAUGUUGAAAACUACUAACGAGGGAACCCCCCCCGAAUGUACUCUCGUUUUUUAACGAAAUGUAGUGGGUUGUAGGUAAUGGAUCAUGCUGAUUUCGAAUAUGAUAUUAAUUUGGGUUCAUAGGCCUUCCCUAGCCGAUUUCUGGGAAACCAGUUCUCCAGAAACCUUGAAAAAUCCGCAAAGCUUUUUCUUAAUAAGCCACGAUUGUAGCCCGU